This is a messenger RNA of Nanorana parkeri, 831 nucleotides long. RefSeq names its product G-patch domain containing 11 (gene GPATCH11). NCBI's taxonomy places the organism in Eukaryota, Metazoa, Chordata, Amphibia, Anura, Dicroglossidae. Gene Ontology annotation, molecular function: nucleic acid binding. The transcript is spliced from 8 exons. Bases 43 to 831 code for a protein of 262 amino acids. Gene Ontology annotation, cellular component: kinetochore. The record is from RefSeq and is a predicted model, not a curated record.
CUGGCAGUUCUUAAAAAAAGGAUAUAGAGUGAUUGAAUCGCGAUGAGUAAUGUUGUGGAAGACGAGGAGGAUGAUUACAUGUCCGAUAACUUCAUCAACUCCUCAAAAGAUGUUCGUCCAGGAAUACCUGUUCCAAGAAGUGUCAAGGCAUCCUAUGAGAAAGAAGAAAGACAAAAGGAAAGUAACAUAAAGAACAGACAGAAAAGCUUGAAGGAGGUGGAACAAGAGAGAAGAGACACAGUUCUGAAUGAGGCUCUUAGCAAUAAAAACAAAGGGUUUGCGUUACUUCAGAAGAUGGGCUAUAAAAUGGGUGAAUCCCUUGGCAAAAAAGGUAAUGGUAUUGUUGAACCAAUUCCACUGAAUAUUAAAACAGGACGUAGUGGUAUUGGCCAUGAAGAAAUGAAGAAAAGAAAAGCCGAGGAAAAUCUAGAGAACUACAGACAAAAGGUCCAUUUGCGGAAGCAAACAGAAGAACGAGCAGCUGAUGAUUUCAGGUCAAGAUUAAGAAAUAAAAAGGAAGAGCACAAAGUAGAAGGUGAUCUUAGGAAAAGCCAGAGAGCAUGCCUGCAUCUAGAUGAGCAGAAGGGCGUAAGCUGUCCCCGGGAGCCUUGGUAUUGGCCUGCAACAGAUCCAAAAGAAGAUGAUGUGGAAACGGAUGAGGAUGAGGAUGAAGUUGAGCAUGAGGAGCUGAGUACCCCUGAUAAGCUGCAAAUUCUGACAAGUUACUUAAGAGAUAAACAUUUCUACUGCAUCUGGUGUGGCACUGCUUAUCAAGAUGAAGAAGACAUUGACUCCAGCUGUCCAGGGACCACUUCCGAAGAUCAUGACUGA